Messenger RNA from Pocillopora verrucosa, 2384 nucleotides. Its product is annotated as signal recognition particle receptor subunit alpha-like. NCBI's taxonomy places the organism in Eukaryota, Metazoa, Cnidaria, Anthozoa, Scleractinia, Pocilloporidae. Gene Ontology annotation, molecular function: ATP hydrolysis activity; GTP binding; signal recognition particle binding. Gene Ontology annotation, cellular component: signal recognition particle receptor complex; endoplasmic reticulum membrane. Gene Ontology annotation, biological process: SRP-dependent cotranslational protein targeting to membrane; intracellular protein transport. The record is from RefSeq and is a predicted model, not a curated record.
UUUGAAGAAAUAAUACGUCACGAUAUGUUAGAUCUUUUCACUAUAUUUUCUAAAGGAGGCAUCGUUCUUUGGUGUUUUCAAGGAACAUGCCAAUCCUUUACACUUCCAGUCAAUGAACUCAUUCGCAGUGUUAUUUUACAGGAACGUGGAGGGAGCAAUUCAUUCACCCACGGCUCUCUAACGCUGAAAUAUAAACUCGACAAUGAGUUUGAAUUGGUGUUUGUUGUUGCAUUUCAGAAGACAUUACAACUGUCAUAUGUGGACAAACUACUGAAUGACAUCCAGCUAGAGUUUAGGGACAAAUACAAAGAUGAUCUUGAGGCAGGAAUUAUGAGGAAUUAUGAGUUCAAUGAAGAUUUCAACAGAUUGCUCAAAGAAGCAGAAUUAAGAAGCAAGUUAGAAGCGCAAGCCCCUGCAAAAAUGAGAACCUUUGAAGAAUCAAAGAAGUCACAGAAGACGGUGGCUUCACUCAAGAUUGACAAGAAUGAGAAGAAUAAAGAAAAUGGCAAAUCUGGAAAGAAAGGUGGAGCUAAGAACAAAAAGGCAGAGGUCAUGGAAGAAGUUGAUUCAAAGCCAUCUAAUGGAAAGACACCCUCAGCUGAAGGCAAAAAUGAUACCACAAAUGAGGAAAUGAUCAGAUUAAAUCGGGAAAAAUUCUUUAAGAAGAUGACGAAGGGUCCAACAAUCAGUAAAAGUUCACCAACAGCUACAGCCAAGAAAAAAAACAAGAAGGAGGACAGAAGGUGGGACAAUGCUGGAACUUCACAGGAAGGAAAGACCUUGGACUACAGCAACAGUAAUGGCAGCCACACUAAUGGAAAUGAUGAAGAAGAAGACCUUGAGAGUCUGCGACCCAUGGUUGGAACAAUGCAGGGUGAGAUAAAACCAAUGGAAUAUGAGUCUGAGUCAGACGAGGAGGAGGAAGAAGUCAGUAAGCCUGCUGAAGAGAGCAAGUCCUCUGGUCUUGGUGGAGGACUCUUCUCUUUCUUCAAAGGCUUGGCUGGGCAAAAGACACUUACUCUUGAUGACAUCAAUCCUGUUUUGGACAAGAUGAAAGAGCAUCUAAUUGCCAAGAAUGUCGCAGCUGAUAUUUCUGAGAAGUUAUGUGAUUCAGUGGCUACCAAACUGGAAGGCAAAGUGCUGGGAACAUUCAGUGGCGUAACAUCGACAGUGAAAGCAAGCUUGGAAGAAUCUUUGGUCCAGAUUUUGUCGCCACGAAGAAGAAUUGACAUCCUGCGUGAUGCAAUGGAUGCUAAGAAACGUGGAAAACCUUUUUCUAUCACCUUCUGUGGUGUAAAUGGUGUUGGAAAAUCAACCAAUUUGGCCAAGAUCUGCUUUUGGCUGCUUGACAAUGGUUUCCGUGUGAUGAUUGCUGCAUGUGACACAUUCCGUGCUGGAGCCGUCGAGCAGCUCAGGACUCAUGUCCGUCACCUUAACGCUCUUCAUCCCCCAGCAAGUGGCGGUGGACCUCCAUCUGUUCUGCUGUAUGAGAAAGGCUACGGUAAAGAUGCUGCUUCUAUUGCCAUGGACGCCAUCAAUUUUGCCAGGGAACAGCGCAUUGAUGUCGUAUUGGUUGACACCGCCGGAAGAAUGCAGGACAACGAGCCUUUGAUGCGAGCCUUGUCUAAAUUGAUCAAACUCAACUGUCCCGACCUGGUGCUGUUUGUCGGAGAGGCCCUGGUAGGGAAUGAAGCCGUAGACCAGUUAAAGAAGUUUAACCAGGCUCUGGCGGAUUUUUCAAUGUCUGAUAACCCCCGUCUGAUCGAUGGUAUUGUCCUCACCAAGUUUGACACUAUCGAUGAUAAGGUUGGUGCUGCUAUCUCCAUGACGUACACCACUGGCCAGCCGAUUGUGUUCGUGGGCACUGGGCAGACUUACAGCGACUUGAAGAGCCUUAAUGUAAAGGCCGUCGUCAAUGCUUUGUUGAGGCCCUGAGACUUGACAACUGAGUGAAAUUUUCGUCUUUUGAAGUGUAACAUCUUCCUUGGUUUUAAACAAACAAUCAUAAUAAGAUUUCCAGCUUUAGACUGAUAAUUUAGCAUUUGUUCAGUGUAAGGGAAAGAAUAACCAUUAGGGUGUGACGUCACCGGGAAUCAUAGAGUUUGUCCCAGGCUGGGUUUGAAAAAACAGGUCAAAUCAGUUAUUAUGAUGAACCAAACAAAGCCGUUUAUUACUGAUGUGAUUGUUUUUCCACUCUCCCACUCCUGGUUCCAAAAUUUUCUUCUUAGACAGAGGAGGACAACCGCAAAACCUUAGGAGAAAAAUUGAAAAAAACAAAGCUGGUCAAGAAGUGAACCAAGGAAAAAUGUUGCUCCCACCUUCUUUUAUUCGUCAGAGAAAAAAUGCAAGAAUAAUAUAAUAAUAAAAUUUAAAUUAUAAGUCAA